UUUACAAACAAUCUAAACUAAGUUAGCAAUGUUAGCACGGUUGAUCGAUGUUCCAAAAUAAAAUCCAAAAUCAACAUUAAAUUGAUUAAUCCUCCUCAAGCAGUGAUGAUUUCAAAUAAUGCCUGUUACUGUUAGUCCUACUCAGUUUAUUGUUGAAUCAAACCCACAGAAGGUUAAAUUCCCAAGUGACAACUUAAAGCAAGAUCGAGAUCAUGAAUGUUAUACGAGCUACACUUAAUAAGAAAACCUACAAAAGUAGACCUAAGAGAUUAAAAAAUGCACCUAUGUUCCAAACAUUAAACAUUCCACCAAGGACGCCAAGAGACCAGACAUCUGGCAGUCUUCAGUCAAGCAAUGGUGCAUUCACUCUGAACAACAACCAAGGCCAAGUUCUUAGUACAGCUGAGAGAAACAGUGGUAGUUCUCGCUCUACAGAACAGGCCUUUCGGACCCCAUGUCUCUCUGCUAUGUUCAAGAAUAGAUCAGUCAAUAGCAAUAACCCUGAGAUUACAAAUGAGCUCGUGGCAGAAUGUUUAAAUAUCUCAGACAAGCCUCUCAAUGGCAGUUCAAACAGUAAAAUAUCUGAUCGACAAAAAGAACUUUUGCAAAGUGUUCCUCCUCCUUGUCCAGGAAGUGGUAGGAAACCUAGAUCAUCAACAAGCAGUGGUGCUAGACCACGGUCCACUCCCACUCCUUCCCACACUGGCACUCCUAGAACACCUCGGACACCAAAAACAUUGUCAAGUUUGGAGAGUGCCCAAAACAUGAUUAUUGCAAUAACUGAAGGACGAGGAUUAGCUAGAGGAGAAGUGGGUAUUGCAGCAUUGGAUAUUCACAGUCCCUAUCUCAUAAUGAGUCAAAUAAGUGAUUGCCAGACAUACACCAACACCAUGUCCAAAAUAAAUGUAUUACAUCCAACUGAGAUUCUAGUUCCAAAUACAUUCAUCGAUACUCAGGAGAAGAACAAGUUGUUCACACUGAUUCAUGAAACAUUUCCUCAAGUGUUAAUAACAACAGUUCAACGCCGGCACUUCAGUGACAACAUAGGACUGCAGCUAGUCCAGUCUCUGUGCCUCACUGAGUAUGCGAAUGUAGAAAUGGUGGUCCGUCAAAAAUUCUAUGCACUGUCUGCCACUUCUGCACUUUUGAAAUAUAUAGAGUUUCAGAAAAACAAGAUAUUUAUGCCCAAAUCCCUUAGAAUAGAAUACCAUUCUCCUGAAAAUGUCAUGUCUAUUGACAUGAAAACUGCUCAAAAACUAGAGUUGGUGCUGUCUUUGAACGGGAGAGGCUCUAAAGGCAGUCUGCUUGGAGUUCUGGACCACUGCAGCACGUGGGGAGGCAAGAGAUCUCUCAGGGCAAAUAUUCUGCAACCUCCGACCACUCUGGAGCUCAUCAACUCUCGUCUGCUGUCCGUAACUGAACUUGCACAGAACCCGACCCUGCUUUAUUCAUUGCAGUCUGUAGUGUCAAAGUUCCAUGAUGUGGAGCAACUACUGUGGCUGAGUGUCCAAGUGCCAAACUUCAAAGAUGAACAGAAAGCUUCUGAGUUACAAACUAACUUUGUUCUGCUGCUAAAAACCACCCUGGACACUUUACCUGUACUGAAAGAAAGUCUUCAGCCAGCUCAGACACCGUACUUCAAAAAAGUGUUGAAGGAUCUUGACCAUGAAAAAUUUGGAAUAAUUUCAAAUACAAUCAUGGAAGUUGUAAAUGAAGACGCCAAAACCAAGAAAGGUUAUUCUGCCUCCACAUUUCAGCGGUGCUUUGCUAUAAAAACUGGCAUUAAUGGCCUCUUAGAUGUAGCCAGGGCCUCAUACUCAGAUAUAGUGGCCAAAGUUCAUGCCAGAGUUGGAGAAAUGGGAGAAGAAUUUGGCUUGCCAUUGAGAACCUGCUCAACAAGCAGCAAGGGUUUCCACAUUCAACUGAGUAUAAAACGAAAUGAGAAAUUUUCUGCUAAGGAUCUUCCAUCAGUUUUUAUACAGGUUGCCAGGAACAGGAACCUCAUCACAAUGACUACAGAGGAGCUUGUGGUUUUGAACCACCGAAUCAAACAGAUCCUUCUUGAGAUCCAGAUGAUGAGCAAUGUAAUCAUGCAAGAACUACUACGAAAGCUGCGGAUGCAUAUAAGCUGUUUGUACCAUUUAUGUGAGAUAAUUUCUGAGCUUGAUCUACUCAUCUCGUUCUCUCAAGUCAGUUCAGCUGAUCAUUUUGCUCCUCCCAACUUUGGAAAUGAAAUGGAUGUGAAAAGUUCUAGACAUCCGAUAUUGGAUGCGAUUAGUGCAUCAACUCCUGUUGCUAACAAUGUGUUUGCCAGCUCAGAGAAGAACUUCCACAUCAUCACAGGCCCCAACAUGGGAGGUAAAAGCAUCUACAUCAAGCAAGUGGCACUGUUGCAAGUCAUGGCCCAGAUUGGAUGUUUUGUCCCUGCCGAGUCAGCGAAGUUUAGGAUCACCAAACAAAUACUCUCCCGUAUGGGGUUUGAUGACAGCAUAGAAUAUAAUGCUUCCAGUUUUGUUAUGGAGAUGAAAGAGAUGCAGUACAUCCUGAGAUCUGCCAGGUCAGAGUGUCUGAUAGUUAUUGACGAGCUGUGUCGCAGCACUGAUAGUGAGGAGGGCACAGCAGUAGCAUGGGUGUUGUGUGAACAACUUCUACAGUCUAAAGCCUUUGUGUUCUUCACUACACAUUACCACACACUCAGCAAGCUUCAGACUCUAUAUCCAAAUGUAUCCAAUCAUCAGAUGGUAGCAGAGGACGGAGCACACGGCAGAUUGGUAUACACACACAAGUUGAUGCCAGGAGUCACCAAGGUAGCGAUGUAUGGCUUGAAGCUUGCUCAGCUCUCAGCUCUUCCUACCUUAGUGUUGCGGAGGGCCCAGGAGUUGUAUGACAGUCUGACUAAGAAUAAACUGGAGACACCAGUUCACGAUGAAAAGAAAACUGACGCUGAGGAAGAUCAGGAAUAUAUUAAAGAGUUACUCUACCUCUUAGAAGAUAAGAGAUUUAUUUUGGCAGAUGUAUCAAAAAUUCAGAUGAAGCUAAGAAAAAGAUAUGGUCUAGAUGUUGGUGAUAGACAUGCAAGUGAUGUAAGUGAGAUUUCAGAAGGUAGCACUGGGUCAAAUAUCAACCAUGAACAUGUACAUGAUGACCCAAGAUCACCAGAACUGCUUACCAAUCUUUAUCAAUCUGAUCAAGAUGAUGCACUUUCUGUUAGGUCAAACCAAAGUAAGGUUACACAAGGAAUAUCACCAACCCCUUGUAAGACAUCAGCAUUGGUUAGAUCAGGUAGUGAACACUCGCCACUUCAUGUGUCCCCUAAUAUUCAGGAUAUAGGUGCAAAUGUUCGUAAUUCAUCUCAAUCCCGACCUGAAAACAGAUUUCCCCUUUCCAACGUAAGCCCAAGUUCACAAUUCUCUAACCCUAAGAAUCCUAAUGAACACAUGUUUCAUGCUUUCAAAGUGCCUUUAGACCUUAAAUCUCAACGUAUUAGUUAUUCUUCAAAAUCUGGUGAAAACGUUAGAAUAAACUCUAGAAAUUCAUCUAAAGCAUCAUCCAUGGAAUCAAUCAGAAAUGAUAAUCGAGAAGAAAACUCACCAAUCAAUAGCUGGCAAUUUGGACAUCAAACUCCAGGCUCAGUAGAAACCCCUCUUACAAGUCUUCAUCACAAGUUUGAAUCAGAAAUUCAACAGACCAAUAAUGAAGAUGUGUCUUUAUUAAACUAUAGGAUAAAAUCACCAAUCAUUACACAUACCCUGCUAAAUUCACCUACGACUACUGAACAAUCUAUAAUUAACCUCAAGAGUCCUUGUGAGCAUCACACUCAGUCAGGUUUCAGGUCUCCUGGUCCUACAAUCCAGCAAACAUCACUUUUCUCUUCUAGGAGAUCUUUUGAUUGUCAUGAUGAUUCUAAAAAUCUCCCUCCAGUGUUUGACAAGAGCAGUAAAUUUAGAAACAGUGGAGGUGAGUCAAAUCAUGAGAGAAACAUCUGGCUUCAAGAAAGUCUAACUGAAUCAUUAGAACACAGAGUCCACUUUAUGGCAGAAGAUUUUGUUCCUUCACCAAGACCAACUCCAUUCUCUCAAACCUCUAGCAAUAUUGAACCACUAUCAGGUAGAGCACCUAAUAACAGUCCUUUUUCAUCAAGAUCAAACACCCCAAUGGUUUUAAACUUGUUUCCAAGCUUUGAAGAUGUCCCAAGAAACCUCAUCGAUAGCGAUUCAGACCAAUGUGAGGAUAGAAAACUAGAAGAAUAGGAAUAGUUAAGAUAAAAUUUGCUCGUGUGGUUAGUAUCAGUCGUAGUUUUAGAGUAAUUCACUCAAAAUGUUUCAAUUCAUUAUACAACUACAGUAUUAGUGAGUAUUAAAAUUGAGUUAAGAUUUUAGUUUCAAAUUUAGAGAUAUUUUUUAAGGAUGUUAACUUAUAACCCCAUGCAUAUAAUUCUAACUGUUAAUAGUGUUAAUUAUUCGUGUAAAUUAAUGUAACUAUUUUAAUAUUAAAGUCCUUUGUUACGAUAGGGUGAUAAAUAAGGGAAAAUACAAUAAUAAUUGUAGACAGAUGGUACAAAACAGAACACUAUUUUAAGGUUUCAAUUCAAAAUGUCCUUAAUAUUAUUUCAAUAUAAAAUAAUUGUUAGAUUUAACCUUUAACUAGACUAAUUUAUCACCAUGCACCGGUGACAAUACUGACUAUCUAAUACCUGUACUUAAACCAAAAACCUCAGAGAAGGAAAUACCAAGGAAGGUGGAUGUUGAAUAGGACCUCCUACGCAUAUGUUUCAGUUUGCAAAUUUGAGACAUUAAAUUGUUCUGAUGAAUUUAAUUGAAGAGUUUGCUUUAUAUUAUAUUUAGAUCUCAACACACAAUUGAGAAUUAAAU
Messenger RNA from Macrosteles quadrilineatus (aster leafhopper), 4871 nucleotides. RefSeq names its product mutS protein homolog 4-like. The transcript has 17 exons. The record is from RefSeq and is a predicted model, not a curated record. NCBI's taxonomy places the organism in Eukaryota, Metazoa, Arthropoda, Insecta, Hemiptera, Cicadellidae. Gene Ontology annotation, molecular function: ATP-dependent DNA damage sensor activity; mismatched DNA binding; ATP binding. Gene Ontology annotation, cellular component: nucleus. Gene Ontology annotation, biological process: reciprocal meiotic recombination; mismatch repair. The coding region runs from base 213 to 4250 and encodes 1345 amino acids.